This is a messenger RNA of Ylistrum balloti, 7600 nucleotides long. RefSeq names its product receptor-type tyrosine-protein phosphatase eta-like. The transcript is spliced from 6 exons. Bases 1 to 1686 code for a protein of 561 amino acids. Gene Ontology annotation, molecular function: protein binding. Gene Ontology annotation, cellular component: membrane. Lineage: Eukaryota; Metazoa; Mollusca; Bivalvia; Pectinida; Pectinidae. The record is from RefSeq and is a predicted model, not a curated record.
AUGGAACGGUUGAACCUGAUAAACAAACGCGGCCCACGUCAUCCCGAAGGAGGCUUGAAAAUGGCCGUCCCAGCAGACGUUCUGUCACCCUUUAAGACUGGAAUGAAGUCCUACCAUCACACGCUUAAGAGAGUUAUUAAGUCUCUAAGAGAAGAUGAUACAUCCGCUCUGGAAAGAGUUUUCUAUAACUUUAUCAUGUCACUGAUUGUUACCAUAGUAUUUUCUAGCAUCACGAUGACUGCACUUUGUGGCAAUUAUUUUUUCUUCGCAAAUAGAGAGAACAGUUUUCUAGUAAAAAAGCUGAAUGUUUUGAGUGAAACAGAAACAUCUGUCAGAUUACAAUGGACACAGCCAGAAUUAAGAGCUGAAAGGUAUGAAGUCAACAUCAUCAGUACUGAACUUUACAUUGAUGAAGCCUUUGAAGUAGAUGCAUGGACAAAGACCUCUGAAAUCCUAGGCCGACUGACCACUGGUGGCCAGUACUUGUUUAGUGUGACAUCAUUUGUUACUUAUGAAGAUGGACAGGAAAGCCCACUAAAAUCUGAGGAGAUCAAAAUCACGAUGAGACCUUCAGCACCAGGUCCAAUAGAUAAACACAAGAGUCUUGUUUCCGGAGCACAUGUAGAGCUGAUUUGGGAGGCAUCACCAGGAUAUGUAGAGAGUUAUAGUGUUGUUUUGAAGGACUGUUACGGAGAUGUGGUAACCUCAGUAAUGACAGAAUCAACACAUCUGACCAUAUCACUUGACAAGCAUAGACUUUCUACAGCUUAUGCAGUAGAGAUUUGUUCACUCUCACAUGGAGAAAAAAGUGAACCUCAAACACAUACCCUACGAAUGAAAGAUUCUGAUCUGAGCAUUCAAGACCUUCUUGUAACAACACAGGACAGUACGUCUGCUACACUUGAGUGGAAACAUCCAGUAUAUAUACCUGUACAGAGGUAUGAAGUUCACAGGUCUCUAGCUCAUUCAAGCGAAGUAAAUAUCAUCAAAAUUGCAGCAAACAGAAUGCAACAUUUCGUGACAGAUCUUAUGCCUGGACAAGCCUACAGAUUCAAGGUGAUAUCAGUCCUACCAAUGCAGUGUGGAAAAGAGAGAAUUGUACAGUCGCAAGAUGUCUCUGUCACAACACGCCCUGCAAUGCCAGGUAUGGUUGAUAGAGAGAAAAGCACCAUCAAAUCUACAUCAAUGGAGUUGAUAUGGCAAGCUUCAGAGGGUGUUGUGGAUAGGUAUAUUGUUAAAAUAGCAAGUGACUCUCCAUUUAGAGAAGAAUAUGAGACAAAUACUCCUUCUGUGGUUAUAAAGAAUCUAGAAGUAAAUACCCGAUACCAGUUAGAUAUCUAUGCUGUCAGUGGUGAGGUGAUGAGUGAGCACAAAACUGAAGUGUUGAAAACAAAAGACAUAGAAGUCUCUUGGGGAUGCUUAACCAUGGCCAUGGCUACAGGAUCAUUAGCUGGGAUUGGUGUUGUUUCAUUAGCACCUAUUCUUGGAGCUGUAGGAUUUGGUGCUGCUGGAAUAGGUAAAGGCACUUUGGCAGCAGCAUGGAUGUCUUCCUAUGGUGGAACAGUAGCAUCUGGAAGUCUGUUUUCUUUCCUACAGUCACUUGGAGUUGUUGGCCUUGGAGCAGCUGCUAAGGCAACUAUAAUAACAUCUGGAAUUGCAUUGGGGUGCAUUGCAGAAGUGGUAUGAUGUGAACAUAAUGAAUAUGACAGUUCAUGGGCAUGGAUAACUUUUUGCUAGUGACUGACUGUCAAAGUGAAGUGAAAUGAAGGCAUGUAAAUCAUCAAUUGGUAAUCUGUCAAACAUAGCUGGAAGCUUGUGUCUGGUUUUACAAGCAACUUCCAUGGAUUACUUACAUGUAGUUAAAGCCUCACUUGACAAAUUUACACAUGGUUAUUAUGUAAAGAUAAGAUUCAAACAUGCUUAAGCAGGGUGGUAUCUAUUACUAAACAGAAUAUAUCAAAAUAAAUAAAAAUCAAUAUGAAGCUCAGAAACCAUCAUGAGUGUAGUCAGCACGUUUACAGGUAAAGUGCAAUGAUGCAGUUGUCGUGUGUUUUCUGUGACAUCAUAUCACAGGUAGAAUGCUGGUAUUUGGUCAUGUGAGACCUGGCUGUGUAAUUUUAAUAGGGAAUAUGCAUGUUUCUAGUAAAUACCAACCUCUCACAGAAAUAUCUUCCAACUUUGGUUCAGCAAAGAUAAUAAAUGGAGGCAUGUUUACAGAAAGUGAAGCUCAACAGUUUAGAUACAAAUACUAAUGCAUGAUAUCAUCAUGAGUAUUUCUCAGAUGAGUUCAUGUUUAUCUAUAUAAAUAGAUCAUAUUUCUCUUCUCUUUUUUGGUGAAAGUUGCUUAUAAUGGGGUUUUAAUAUUUAAAUCGAGUCAGUCUUUUUUUUUCACUUUCAAACAAUUUGUUGAUGACAGACAAUCAAUUAAACCUACUUUUUAAGUACAUUAUUGUAGUGCGUUGAAAACCAAUCAAUGUUUUCACUGUCACUUCUGCAACUAUGUUACUGAUAUUCCUGCUAAUAAUUGAAGUUUUUUUUUUUAUUUUCUGUAUAUCUUUAGUCGUAGUUUUCUUUUUCAGAUAUUAUUCAUUAUUUUCCCCUUCAAAUUACAAUAAAUAUGGAUCAUUUGACCCCAAUUUUCAGGAUGACUUGUAGUCAUUGUGUUUCUUUCAUUAUCGUCCACUAAGGGUUACACAUGAAAAAAGCACUUUGAGGUUUUUGUUACCUUUACCACUUGAAUUCAGAGUUUAUAAAUGUACAUCUAUAUCACAUACUGUAAAGUCUGAUGAAACAGAUACAUAACAAUGUGGAGUCACCUGUGCAAGCAUUUUUUCUCCCGGGUAAUGUGCCUCAGGUUGAUUACAGUUAGCAUAUCAUCAUAUUUCAGGGGAUUCAGCAUUCUCAAUUUUUUUAUAAGUUCAAAAUAAAUUCUAUUUUAACUUGUAACUUCUUUUCUCCAAAAGUCAAGUGAAUGAUGGUCACAUUUCUUUUGUCAAAAUGGGGGAGAGAAAAAGUAUUUUAAUCGGUAUAUUCAUAGACAACUCAGCUUGUGAUAGGUGAAAGAGUCUACAUAUUAGACAGAUAAUAUAUAACUUUUCUACAAUAUUCACAAACAUUCUUUGUGCAGUGUUCUUAAAACUUAUUACAUAAACUUAUAUAAUGACAUACAUAUACAUUAUCGUUAAGAGUUUGGUGAAUAUUCCAGUCCCAUUUGUCAGUAUUUAUGUCAUAUUGGCUUCUGUAAAUUAUUUGAUUUUGUCAUGUGAAUGUCUUUUUUUGCAAUUCUAUAAUGGUCUUUGACAUAACAAGUACAUAAUAUGUGUUAAAUGUGACAUUUAGACCUUUUCUGUGUUUAAGUGAAACAAAACAUUGGCGACUGUGUUGAUAUAUCAGUUAUAAGCAUUUUUUGAAGGAAAGAUGUGAACAUAUCUCAUAAUGUCAUUAUAUUAUGACAUGAUGAUAUUUGUAGUGAUCUCUAUAAACUGUUAAUAACUUUAUUUUCUUUUGAAAUAUUAGAUGUUCCAUUUGAAUGCUGGCUUUUCUCAUUGUUAUCAUUGUAGAACUAAUAUGUAUUACUCCUUGAGCUGACAAUAACCCCUGUUCCCCUCUUAGGGGGGAAAUUGGAAGAGUAUAAUUUUCUAAAAGCUUAUGGAAAAUGCUCCAUGAAAAUCGAUUUUUACCACCUGGCUGUUGGGGCUUUUGGACAUUAUUCCGCCCCCCUAUUAGUUUUGAUGUUAUACAAUAGAACACAGUCAAGGUUAUAACGUGCGUAAUUUUAAUGCUAGCACCAUAAAAUGGUCUCAAAUGAAAGCUUAUGAGUUUUUCUUUAAUUUGAUGCCAAAAUAUGUCCACCAGCUAAUCUGCAUAUUUAUAAAUAUUAAUGACUUGUUCAAAAUGGCUGACAUUUUUAGUAACUUAAUGCAUAUUAUUACAUCUGAAGUGUAAAUUUCAUUGUGGAUAUUUAAGCUGUGUUUGAACUUUGAGUGUUGGGCCGUUUAGGUAUGAUGUCAUUUUAAAUCGACCCACCCCUAAAAUUUUGCAAACCAAUUGACAAGUCACUCACCUGAUAAUAUUCGGAAUCACUGUUAUUCAUCUGUUUAUGUUAUUCUGAAUAGUUAAUCAGACUGUAAUGAAAAGUUAAAUAAUUACUUCAGAUUACAAAUAAUAUUUUAAGACUACAUAUCUCAUUAUUGAUUAUUCUUUUGUAAGGAACAGGAAAUCUCUUCUUGAAAAAUAUGAGGAAACAUGUGCUUUUGUUUUCAGACAAUUUCCCUUCCUUUUAAUCUUUCUGUGUUGUGCCAUAAAUAUUUAUUAUGCAAUAUUUAUGAUAUUAUGGGAGAUAUUUUAAUGUAUUAUGUAAAUUAAUGUGAUGUAUGAACAGUUGUUUGAACAUAUGAGCUAGCGCUGACUAUCAUAACAAAUGUCAUAUUAAAAAAUUGAAAAUUGUCAUAUUUAAGAAGCAAUUCAAAGCAAAGUUAUCAUUGUUUGAAAAAUAGUUACUUUAUCUUGAAAGUGUCCUGUAUCCUACAUUUCUGAACUUUCACAUUUUAGAUCAGAUGUGAUUGAAAGUACUGGAAGAAUGAAACAGCUGUCUGAUGAAGUUUUACUUGAUCAGAUGUCACUAAAGUCCCUAAUGAACGAAACAGCUGCAUGAUGCAGUUUUACUAGAUACGAUGUCACUGAAAGUCCUGGAAGAAUGAAACAGCUGUAUGAUGAAGUUUUACCAAAGUAUAAUGUACCUAUGUAUUGCUUAUCAUCUUAAUUUUGUAUAUUAGUGGUGUGUACUUGAAGUAGAAAAAAAGUCUGUAUUUAUUGUUGCAGUUCCCUGUUUGGGUACACGAUAGGACAAAAAGAGACAGGUGGGAAUGAGGGAUUGGAAAAUUCUACUGUUAUCGUAGAUAUAAGGGUCAGUUAGGUUACACACUUUAUAACUAGUAAGAAUCAAUAUCCACAAAAUGGUUGUGUAGAAAUAUUCCAACUUGUUGACAUCUCAGAGUAUUGUGAAUUACAGCUUCUAUUGAUUGCUCUUAUUUGUGCUAAGAAAACUUUGGAAUGAAGGGUAAUAUUUUGUUGUGUAUUUGUUGCAGAAAUAAUCAAAUCUGAAUUCAUUGUAUUUGUGUAGUUUAUAAUAUAUUAAUGGUGUAUACAAACAGAGGUAUGUGUGAGAAGUGACUUCUCUACCCAUGGUAGGGCUUUCUUUUAUACUCACUGUUGAGUAAUAAACAAAUAAGUGUUACAUAAGUUAAAAUAUUGUGUAAGGUUUACACUGGUCCCCUUGGAAUGUACCUAUUAAUGUACAGGUGGAUGGAAUGAUGUAGGAACAUAUCUAAAAUAAUUUUCUGGUAAAUUUCACACUUAAGUCUCUAGAUACACUGUCUCUUAUUUUCCUUCUUUUCAAGAGUCUGUGUGUAAAUCUUUUAUUGAAUUUGAGGUUGAAUUAUGGCUGUGUUUACAUGUUGUUAUUUUCUUUGGGUUUUUCCACAUACAGAUAUUGAAGCUCCAAUAUGAAAUAGUGCAGCAGGUAUGCCCAAGAAUCCUUUAAAUAAUGAAGCUUGACUUUCAUAAUAAUAGGCUUUAUUUAUUCUUAUUGAUACUGAGCACAAAGAACAUCAUCUAUAUGGUCAAGAUAUAAGAUAAAAUAUACAAUAUUUACACCUUUGAUAUAACUUAACUAGAAUUCAACAGGGACAAGUAUAAAUCUCUCAAAAAAAAUGUUUUGCAGAUUUCGUAAGUGCUGAAAGUGUAGGAAAAUUCAUGACAAAACAGGCAAAAGGAUUGCAGGUAAAAAAUCCCCACACCUACAAGAUUUAGAAAAAAAUGUCUUCUGUGGAGGCAAAUGGAAUACCUAGUAGUAAAUCAGGUUGUCCAGGAUCUUACACAUAAACCUGAUUGCUUAUUUCUUAUUGAAGAUUAAUACUUGAACCAUGCAAACAUUGAAUAUCAACAAAUAUGAUAGGGAACUGAAAAAUAUGUUGUUAUCUUGAUUAAGUUUAAACAUUGAUUUAUUUCUUGAUAUGGCAGUGAUACAAAAACAGUAAACAUAAACAAGUAUUAAAAAACAACUGCUAAACACCAAGGUUUUCACAGAUGACGGGGAUCAAUGACGAAUAUAAUGGCAUAACCCUGACACCAUAGCAUGGUACACCAUCUACUAAAUAGCAUGGCACUUCACCAGUCAUCACACUAAAAUGUCAUAAACAGACACUAAGCAUGACACCUCACCCUGUAACAUUAUACUGACUAUGGACUAAAAUGUCAUAACCAGACACGUAGCAUGACACCUCACCCUGUAACAUUAUACUGACUAUGGACUAAAAUGUCAUAACCAGACACGUAGCAUGACACAUCACCCUGUAACAUUAUACUGACUACGGACUAAAAUGUCAUAACCCGGACACGUAGCAUGACACCUCAACCCUGUUACAUUAUACUGACUACGGACUAAAAUGUCAUAACCCGGACACGUAGCAUGACACAUCACCCUGUAACAUUAUACUGACUACGGACUAAAACGACAUAACCCGGACACUUACCAUUACACCUCACCCUGUUACAUUAUACUGACUACGGACUAAAAUGUCAUAACCAGACACGUAGCAUGACACCUCACCCUGUUACAUUAUACUGACUACGGACUAAAAUGUCAUAACCCGGACACGUACCAUGACACCUCACCCUGUAACAUUAUACUGAUAUUUGGAUGAGAUAACGAAAUAUCUUGUACUCACAGGUAACAAUAUAUCACAACAAAGAAAACCACAGACAAAUAACCGAUAUUGACUUCAAGUUUGAUGAAGAAAGCACCCUUUGAACAACACUUGUCUUAAUUAUCGAUCAAGUGAUAAGAUGAUAAGAUGGAUUUGCAAAUUAAAUUAAUUUCCAUUUCACAUGUGAUUUAUGAAACUUGCAAAAAUUUCGCUGAAAUUAAAAAUGUUUUGGUUUGUUAUAACUGGAAACUAACAAGCUACUUGAUAGAUCAUUUUAAAUUUUUUCCAAGAAUACCAUGAUACAGAUUGACAUUCCUGGAUGUUCCAAUCAUUCGGAAAUUAAAACCAAGCGUAGACCGGAAAUCUGGGGUAAAAUGUAGGUUGCCUAUCUUAACAACUCAUUGAAGUAUGCUGCCAUAUUUGGAAACAGUGACUCCUUAAAUUCCUUUUUUACGUCAAAGACACGCCCACCAUCCUCCAUUUGCUGUAUUUCCCAUAUUAGUAUCAUGAAGUCGGCUGUAGAGCCAUUUGCAUAAAUAUUGGUGUUUCCCAUUUAAUUCAAUGCAACGAAUAAAAUCAACCUAUCGAGGGGUAUUCAUCUUUAAACUUCUUUGGUCAGGACUUAACUUUGAUAAAGGUAAAUUGCCCUCCUCUUAGUGCAAUGUUGUCAGUAAAUAUAGCUUCAGUAGUACAGUAGUAUUUUCUCAAGAUCCAAAUGAAAACAGCUUCAUCUAUGGUUUUCUUAACUUUCCUAGAAUUGUUGUCUUUUUGUCGAAGUAGAUUCAGAAUAUGUGUACGAUUUCCAUUGUAGGUGUUAUGCUGUUUGUCUAGGGAGUUAUUCCCCUUGUUGUGCAUUACGUCAUCAGUUAUGAUAGUAAAGAUGAGGGAACGAA